AUGGGGAAUGUGUGGGACAGGAGGCAAAGACAGCUCAGCUUCUAUCAGAUGGAGCCUCUGGUUGACCCUGGAGCCCUGAGUCAGAACCUCCCGAGACACGGACAGCAGGGGCUUCUUCCGGGUCUCAUGUGCAGGGGCAGAGGCUCCCUAACUUCCUCUCUUCCAAAGUCCCCGUCUCACAACUGUGGUCAGAAGGCCCUUCCUCAACCCUGCCUUCCUGCUGCGGUUUUAGCCCAUUUCUUUGCAUCACAUCCUCUGCCAAGCUACUGGGUCGGCUCUGCACUGGGCUUUCCUCAAAGCAAAGAAAGUGGGCUUGCUGCGAAGGCUGACAGCAACCAGACCUGGGGCUGGGGACCCUGGAACAGGGGCAGGUCUGGGAAUAGGCUACGCCACUCUGCCCCAGCCUUGAGAUUGGCACCAGCUUCCCACCGGUACCCAGCAAAGCCUGGAAGUCCUCGCAGUGGCCACGGACCCUACAUCUUGGGCAGUACCUCCUCACUAGGGGUCAUGUUCAUCAUUCCAUUGACUAUCAUCCUACUGUCAGUGGCGCUGGCUGUGGGGCUUCCAGGCAACAGCUUUGUGGUGUGGAGCAUCCUGGUAAAGAUGCGGAAGCGCUCUGUCACUGCCUUGUUGGUGCUGAACCUGGCCUUGGCAGACUUGGCUGUAUUGCUUACCGCCCCCUUUUUCCUCUACUCUGUGGCCCAGGGCGCCUGGGGUUUUGGACUGUUUGGCUGCCGCCUGUUUCACUAUACCUGCGGAGUCAGCAUGUACGCCAGCGUCCUGCUGAUCACCGCCAUGAGUCUGGACCGCUCGCUGGCAGUCGCCCUCCCCUUCGUGUCCCAGAAGUUUCGUACCAAGGCCGUUGCCUGGUGGGUGCUAGGAAUCAUCUGGGUGAUGUCCUUUCUGCUGGCCAUACCUGUCAUUAUGUACCGCAACGUGAGCUUGAGACAGGACAACCAGACCCGCUGCUUCCCAACGUACUCCAGCGAGCGAGCCAAGGCAUUCCAUCUGCUCUUCGAGGCCCUCACCGGCUUCCUGCUGCCCUUCCUGGUGGUGGUGGCCAGCUACUUGGACAUCAGGCGCCGGCUGCAGGCCCGGCGCUUCCGCCGCAGCCGCCGCACGGGCCGCCUGGUGGUGCUCAUCAUCCUGGCCUUCGUCGCCUUCUGGCUGCCCUACCACUUGGUGAACCUAGUCGACGCGGGCCGGGUGCUAGCGGGCAGGGGCGCGGCGCCCAUGGGAGACCCGCUGUUCCUGGCGCGCCACGUGUUCAUCGCGCUGGCUUUCCUGAGCAGUAGCGUGAACCCCGUGCUGUAUGCAUGCGCCGGCGGUGGACUUCUGCGCUCGGCCGGCGUGGGCUUCAUCGCCAAGCUUUUGGAGGGCACCGGCUCUGAGGCGUCCAGCACCCGCCGCGGGGGCACCCUGGGCCAGACGGUGAGGGGCGCUCCCGCCCCUUCAGAGGCUGGCCCCUCUGGGAGCCUCGCCGACUCCAUCGACGCUCUCCAGUGAAGCGAACUGAACUAGCCCUGGGGGUUGCUGGCGGUGCUGCUGCUGCUGCUGGUAGAAGGACGCUGGCGGUCCUCGUGGCAGAAUGUUCCCCACAUUGGCCUGACCCAGUUUACCUCGAGGAGUAAGAGGAGGAGGAGGAGGAGUAGAACGGGAGUGGGGUGGAGCG
Lutra lutra (Eurasian river otter) is the source of this 1672-nucleotide messenger RNA. It is a transcript of the gene LTB4R, whose product is annotated as leukotriene B4 receptor. NCBI's taxonomy places the organism in Eukaryota, Metazoa, Chordata, Mammalia, Carnivora, Mustelidae. Gene Ontology annotation, molecular function: leukotriene receptor activity; complement receptor activity. The record is from RefSeq and is a predicted model, not a curated record. Gene Ontology annotation, cellular component: plasma membrane. Gene Ontology annotation, biological process: positive regulation of cytosolic calcium ion concentration; complement receptor mediated signaling pathway; phospholipase C-activating G protein-coupled receptor signaling pathway.